GUCCUACAAUAUAAACCAACAUAGUUCUCAUUUAGCUUGCACUGGAUAAGUAGCCAGUAAUAACUGCAGCCACAAUGACAAGACUUACUCUACUAACAGGCUUCUGCCUGUUAUUUAUUCAUCUUGGUUCAGCCUAUCAGCUUAUAUGCUACUUCACCAACUGGUCCCAGUACAGACCUGAUCCAGUGAAGUUUGUGCCUUCCAAUAUUGAUCCCUUCCUGUGCACACAUCUGAUCUACGCAUUCUCAGUCAUUAACUCUGCAAAUCAGCUCACAACCUACGAGUGGAAUGAUGAGACUCUCUACCAGUCAUUCAAUAGUCUAAAGCAAAGUAAUCCAAGCUUGAAAACACUUUUGGCUGUUGGAGGAUGGAACUUUGGUUCAACUCAAUUCUCUAUCAUGGUUUCCACACCAGCAAACAGAAAUACAUUCAUCCAGUCCUCCAUCAACUUUCUCAGAAAGUAUGGAUUUGAUGGGCUGGAUCUAGACUGGGAGUAUCCUGGAGCCCGUGGCAGUCCUCCAGAGGACAAGCAAAGGUUCACGCUGCUCUGUCAGGAACUUCAACAGGCCUACGAGGCUGAAAGCAAUGCUACAGGACAUCCCCGUCUUAUGCUCACUGCUGCAGUGGCUGCUGGGAAAUUAACUAUAGAUGCUGGAUAUGAAAUUGCUGAGAUUGCCAAGUACCUGGACUUCAUUAGCGUGAUGACCUAUGACUUUCAUGGGACUUGGGAGAGUGUCACUGGCCACAACAGUCCUCUGUAUCAGUGGUCUCAGGAAACAGGAGAUCAAAUCUACCUUAAUACUAAUUUUUCAAUGACAUACUGGAAGAAUCAGGGUGCUCCAGUGGAGAAACUGAGGAUGGGGUUUGCUACAUAUGGCAGAACGUUUCAGCUGUCAUCUGCAGCGAGUGGCCUGGGAGCGCCAACAAGUGGCCCUGCUUCUGCUGGCACCUACACCAGGGAGGCAGGCUUCUGGUCUUAUUAUGAGGUCUGCAGCUUCCUUCAAGGAACCAGCACACAGUGGAUCCAGGAUCAAAAAGUACCCUAUGCCACAAAAGGGGGUCAGUGGGUUGGCUUUGACAACAAGGAGAGCUUUAACACAAAGGUGACCUACCUCAAAGAUAAUAACUUUGGAGGGGCCUUUGUGUGGGCUCUUGAUUUGGAUGAUUUUACUGGACAGUUCUGCACAUUGGGAAAAUAUCCUUUAAUCAGUGAGCUCAAGAAACUGCUAAGCAAUGGUAUGUCAGUAAAUUGCAAUAAGUUAGUUACUGACCAUAUGAAUUUCCCUGAAUUUAAUUCCUCAUCUGCUCCUCCAGCUGAAACUCCUGCGUCUGAAUCUCCUGCAGCUGAAACUCAUGCAGCUGAAACUCCUCCUGCUGUUCCACAUCAGUAUUGUACAGCAAAGAAAGAUGGUAUUUACCCAAAUCCCUUUGACAACAAAAAAUUCAUCAUGUGUGCUGCUGGAAGACAAUUUGUACAAAUUUGCCCUGCUGGCACUGUCUUCAGUGAGAGCUGCCAAUGCUGCAACUGGCCAUAAAACUGCCAGGUUAUUAAUGAACACCUGAUUUAAAUGACAGAAUCAAAAUCAGCACAGACAUGGUUGAAAAUGGCUACACAGCAGGCUUGUUAUUAUUGCAAUCACUGUAUUUCUCUCUCUGUAAAAAAAUAUAUAUUAUUUGUUCCCAUUUUUAACCAUUAAUCUUUUUUUUAAAUUGUGAGUAGUAUUUUAUUUUUCUGUAGCAUUGGCUUAAAAAAAAGUUAUAUAGACAGUCAUACAAAUUAUGAUGCUCUUUGUUUUUAUUCCAGAAUAUGCAAAGUAGUAAAUAAAAUAAAACACAUUUUUUUUCCUAUCGACAAACCCAGAAGCUUAGACAAUUCAAUCAUGUAAUCCUUUACAAUCUCAGAGUUCUCAAAUGUUCUACCAGUUACAGAGCACAGCAACUUAUUUUGGAGAAUGAUCACAUACUACUGAAUUUGUAGCUGAAUUGGUUCAGUGUACAGUAUAAGUGCAUUGAGUAGUCAUUAGUUUUUCUGGGGGGAGAAAAAAUCACAGUAACUGUGACUGUUCAAAUCUCCAGUUUACUGGAGUGUAAGUUUCACUUACACUAAUAAUGUACAUGUGUAUAAAACUAAAAUGAGGAUGUUUAUUAAAAAGAAAUCAACAUAUUUAUCAGCACACAAAUAAAUCACAUCAGUGCAUCAAAAAA
Tachysurus vachellii is the source of this 2205-nucleotide messenger RNA. Its product is annotated as acidic mammalian chitinase-like. Gene Ontology annotation, biological process: carbohydrate metabolic process; chitin catabolic process. Bases 75 to 1535 code for a protein of 486 amino acids. NCBI's taxonomy places the organism in Eukaryota, Metazoa, Chordata, Actinopteri, Siluriformes, Bagridae. Gene Ontology annotation, cellular component: extracellular region. The transcript has 10 exons. Gene Ontology annotation, molecular function: chitinase activity; chitin binding. The record is from RefSeq and is a predicted model, not a curated record.